This is a messenger RNA of Neospora caninum, 867 nucleotides long. Its product is annotated as Superoxide dismutase, related. The transcript is spliced from 4 exons. NCBI's taxonomy places the organism in Eukaryota, Apicomplexa, Conoidasida, Eucoccidiorida, Sarcocystidae. The record is from RefSeq and is a predicted model, not a curated record. Gene Ontology annotation, biological process: superoxide metabolic process. Gene Ontology annotation, molecular function: metal ion binding; superoxide dismutase activity. The coding region runs from base 1 to 867 and encodes 288 amino acids.
AUGUCGAUCACAGCCGUCCUAGUGCCGGCACUGCGAAUUUCUGCUGCCUUGGUCGCGGCGCCGAUUGGCAUCGCACUGGAGACGGCUGCUCUCACCACGUCUCACGGCCCACGCCAGGUGGCGUCUCGCUUUCUGCAUUUAUGUCCCCCAUCCGCACCGCUUGCAUGGUACAGCAGAACCGCUGAGGGCCGAACCGGACCUGUGCGGCCGUCUUUCCUCCCGCGCGACGCCCGCCGCUUUUCCUCCACAGACACUUGUGCUUUCACCCUGCCUCCUCUUCCGUACGCCGAAGAUGCCCUGGAACCACACAUCAGUGCAGAGACUCUUCGGUUCCAUCAUGGAAAGCACCACGCUGCUUAUGUCAACAAGUUGAAUGGCUUCAUCGAGGGCACACCGUUCGCUGGCAAAAACCUCGAAGACAUCGUCAAAAGCUCCUCGGGAGCCAUAUUCAACAAUGCGGCGCAAGCGUGGAACCACGAGUUCUAUUUCAAAAGCAUGAAACCAGUUUCCGCUGGGGGCGGGGGUGAGCCUGAUGGCUUGCUUAAGAAAGAGAUUGAGGCAGCUUUCUCUAGUUUCACCCAGUUCAAGGAUGAGUUUUCCAAAGUGGCGGCAGGCCACUUCGGUUCAGGGUGGGCGUGGAUCGCCUGGGACAAACAAAAGAAGAAAUUAGUCAUCGAGCAGACGCACGACGCGAAUACGCCAAUAACAGACGCAACGAAGGUUCCCCUGCUGUGUUGCGACGUUUGGGAGCAUGCGUAUUACCUGGAUAAGAAGAACGACCGGCCAGCAUACAUUGAAGGGUGGUGGAGCGUUGUCAACUGGAGCUUCGCAACUGAGAACUUGCUGAAAGCACGUGAAGAUAACUAG